UUCACCAAUCUUAUCGUUGAACAAACGUGAGAUGGACUGCGAUCGUAUUUAAGCAAUGCUUAUCGCAAUAUCUUGGAUUGCUUAUAAGUAAUCAAGCAAUUUCACUUCUCCGGACAAUUAUAUCGUGCGUGAAGGCAUUGUUACUCUCAGUUCAUGCUGGUUCAUCCAGAACAAGCUCGCGAACAUGUCGCCUUCAAGUGAUUUCAAGGGCAUUAAAAUCUUCGACGAUACGACAGACAAUAUGGACAUUAUCAAAUCUUUAAUCGAUAUAGAAGAGCGGGAAGCCGGUUUUUAUAUCAUGGAUAUUGGUGAUAUUAUUAACAAGCACCGCGAAUGGAUUACUAAAAUUCCGAGGGUUGUUCCACACUACGCGAUCAAAUGCAACCCUGAUCCGAAUAUAAUUAAGCUAUUGGUCGCUUUAAAUACCAGCUUUGACUGCGCGUCCGAACAAGAAAUUAGGCAGGUGAUGCAAUAUGGGGUGCAAACCGAUCGGAUCAUAUUCGCGAAUCCAUACAAAUGCCCGUCUCAUAUCAAAUACGCCAAGAAAAUGAACGUUAGCCAAAUGACUGCCGAUUGCGAGCUGGAGCUUUUGAAGAUCAAAGAGUUUUAUCCCGAAGCCAAGAUAAUAAUACGCAUACGAUGCGACUCGAAAAACUCAGUGUGCGAUCUCGGAUUGAAGUUCGGCUGCGAACCGGAUGAAGAAGCUGUGCGAUUAAUACGACUCACCCUCGAUCUUGGUCUUACUUUGCACGGCUUCAGUUUUCACGUCGGUAGUCCAUGCGGAGAGCUAUAUUCAUACAGCAGAGGUAUUGGGAUAUGCAGACGAUUGAUCAUCAUUGCCAAAUCGAUGGGAUGUAAGGAUGUGCAGCUGAUCGACAUCGGUGGCGACAUUCCUGGUGAGAAAGGAACAAAUAUCGACAAGUUUGCUAACAUUGUCAACGAUGCAAUCCAAGAUCUUGAUCCCAGCAUAAGAGUCAUCAGUGAACUUGGAAGGUACUAUGUUGACUCAGCCUUUACUCUAGCUACGUUUAUACAUUCUAAGAGACUCGUUCGUAAAGACAACAAAAUUAUGAGAAUGUAUUACGUAACCGUUGGAACGUACAGUACAUUUCUGGAAGAAAUGAUAGGUAUGAAGAGUAGAGCCCCGCAAGUUCUCUUCGAGAGUUAA
Messenger RNA from Pogonomyrmex barbatus (red harvester ant), 1168 nucleotides. RefSeq names its product ornithine decarboxylase 2-like. Gene Ontology annotation, molecular function: ornithine decarboxylase activity. Gene Ontology annotation, cellular component: cytoplasm. NCBI's taxonomy places the organism in Eukaryota, Metazoa, Arthropoda, Insecta, Hymenoptera, Formicidae. The record is from RefSeq and is a predicted model, not a curated record.